Molecule: messenger RNA, 5549 nt
Organism: Dunckerocampus dactyliophorus (ringed pipefish)
Lineage: Eukaryota; Metazoa; Chordata; Actinopteri; Syngnathiformes; Syngnathidae
Product: zinc finger protein 696-like
Exons: 3
Coding region: 80-1780 (566 amino acids)
Biological process (GO): regulation of transcription by RNA polymerase II
Molecular function (GO): RNA polymerase II cis-regulatory region sequence-specific DNA binding; DNA-binding transcription factor activity, RNA polymerase II-specific
Source: RefSeq, a predicted model, not a curated record
UGGUUGCAACCCGCCAUUAAACUAAAAGAAGAAGAAGAAGAAGCUCUCCUUGUGUUGUUUUGUUGAAACAAGUGAAAACAUGGUGCAGACGUGUUGUGUUAUUAACUGCCACAAUCGUUCACGCGAUCGCUCCGGGGAUAAAAAGGAUGGGGUGACAUUUUUCCCAUUUCCAACGUGGAAGCAAAGCCAAGGAGCUGUGAUCUGUGAGCUAACGAAGAGACGCCGAAUGGCCUGGAUAGCAGCCGUGAGACGACCACACAUCACUUUCGACGCCAUCACCCGACACAUGUUGGUGUGUUCACGGCAUUUUCACACUGGGAGACCAGCUUAUGAAAUGGAUGAAAGCCAUCCAGACUGGGCACCCUCAUUGCAUCUCGGACACACGGAGGUGGAAGCUGCAGAUAAGAGACUACACAUAACAUUGUACGAGGAGGAACUUUCUCCAACAAGAGAGGAGAACGAGCGGCUACGACAGCAACUGGAAGCUGUUUGCAAAACUCGAGUUGUGCUCCACGUUGAAGAUGUCCAGCAGCUGACUGGUCAUCAAGAAGAAUGUACUCCCCAGCCACAGGGGGGUGGCUCCACUUUGGAGGAGGAGGAGCCACAGCCCCUUCACGUUAAAGAGGAAGAAGAGGAGCCACAGCCCCCUUAUGUUAAAGAAGAAGAGGUGGAGCCACAGCCCCCCCAUGUUAAAGAGGAAGACGAGGAGCCAGGGCCCACCCACAUUAAAGAGGAAGAGGUGGAGCCACAGCCCCCCUAUGUUAAAGAGGAAGAGGAAGAACUCUCCAUCACUCAGGAGGGAGAGCAUCUUCUAGGGCCAGAGGAGGCUGAUCACGCCAGGCUGCCACUGACUGGUGUCUCUGUGAAGACCGAAGACCCUGAAGACAAACCACCUGAGUCCUCACAGCUUCAUCAUAGUCCAAGUGAGGAGAUGAGAGAGGCGGAGCCUUCAUGCAGCAGCUCACUGCAACACAUGACAACAGAAGCUGAUGGAGACCACUGUGGAGGAUCACAAGCAGACAACCUCUUAGCUCCACUGUCAGAUAGUGACGACACAACAUCACACUCUCCUGAAGGUGAAGACAGCGACUUCACCCAAGAAUCUCUGAGCAGCGAUACAGACUGUGAAGGUGAUAUGAUGACUCACACUGGCGACAAACACUCUGAAAGCUCUAAAAAGAAGACAGGUAAACAUUUUAACUGCUCAGUUUGUGAUAAAAGAUUUUCUUGUAAGAGUAAUUUGACUCGUCACAUGAGAACGCACACAGGAGAAAAACCUUUUAGUUGCUCAGGCUGUGGUAAACGCUUCAGUCUAAAGACAGACAUGCAAAGACACAGGAGAACACACACAGGAGAAAAACCUUUUAAUUGCUCAGAUUGUGGUAAACGCUUCAAUCAAAAGACAAACAUGCAAAGACACAUGAGAACACACACAGGAGAAAAACCUUAUAGUUGCUCGGACUGUGGUAAACGCUGCACUCUCAUGACAGGCAUGCCAAGACACAGAACGCACACAGGAGAAAAACCUUUUAGUUGCUCAGACUGUGGUAAACGCUUCACUCGGAAGACAAACAUGCAAAGACACAUGAGGACACACACGGGUGAAAAACCUUUUAGUUGCUCAGACUGUGGAAAACGCUUCACUCUAAAGACAGACAUGCAAAGACACAUGAGAACACACACAGGAGAAAAACCUUUUAGUUGCUCAGACUGUGGUAAACGCUUCAAUCAAAAGACACACCUGCAAUUACACGAGAACACACACAGAAAAACCUUGUAGUUGCUCUGACUGUAGUAAAAGCUUCACAACCACAGUAAAUGUGGGAAAACACACCGGAGCAAAACAUUUUCCUUGCUCAAAUUGUCACUGAUGGUCUACUGUCUACUGUAGUUAAAAGGUAUUUUAUUUACCUCUAUGCCGUAAUCAGUAAAUGUUGUCACUGAUGAAGUCAAUUACUUCCAGAUUUGGUCUGGAACGUUGUGAUUUAAUUCCUUCUACUGACUCAAGUCACCAGUCACAAAGUGCAUGAUUUGAUUUUGCUCUAACAAUUAUAUGGAAAAAGAGGAAACCAUUAAAUUAUUUUUUUAUAUUGUUACAUUGUCUUUUAUUGUUAUUAUUAUAUUUACAUAUUAAAUUCAAUACUGAUUUACAAACAUAUUACAUAUUGACAUUUCUGUUCACAAAUAAGUGUUCAUAAAAAUUAUUUUAUCCUAAAAAAUGUUGUCAGGUGUUUUAUUCUGAUUAGAAUAACAAUCGACAAAUUAAAGGCAACAUGACUCAGUUUUAAUAAAAAGUUCAAUUUAAAAGUAUCAGUAUCAAUAUCAGUAUCAAUACUGUAAGCACACAAGACCUGAAAGCCAACUGGUCAUUAGGAACGAUUACUGAUUUAAAAUUAUACUAUAAUGGCUCAAUGACAAAUAAGCUGACAAAUAGAACAACUAUUCCAUCCAUUUUACAAAUAUUCCAAAUAUUCUAUACAAUAUAUACAGUAUAUAUAGUAUAUUACAGUAGAGAUUAGACUCAGUAAUCGUUCUCACUUACCAGUUGUCUCUCAGGUCAUGUGUCCUUCGAGUGACUUGAGCGGCGUCUUAAUAAUCAUCAUACAGGCUAACAGGCUAACUUUAUAUGCUUUUUUUCCAUUUUGGAUUCCUUUGGCAUUAUUAUUAUUCCUUAUUGUUGUUGCGAGUGGUUGAAUGAAUAAAGCAAAAAGGGACAGAGGGAGAGGGCAUCCCAUUGGUGGUUACUGUGGUUCAAGGUGAAGUGCAUAACGUCUGUAUCCAGUGGGUGAACCACUCUCCAAAACCUGUGGAGAGCAUGGAAGAGAACGUGCCGUUUUACUUUAUCAAACUACAGCUACAGUCAGACAAUUAAGAAAUCAUUUUAAUAAUUAUGAACCAAUUGCACACUGAAAAAGGCAACAGUAGAUGGACAAGACGACAGGAAGCUAGCUUGAUCACUUUGCAUGUUUUUCUUCUUAUUUUGCAAAAUUUCCAUCCAAAGCGUUAAAGGUUUUGCAUGUCUGUUAAAAGUGUCACAUUAACAAAAGAGGAGUGGGGACCAUCCCAGCUGAGCGAGAGGUACCACAUACACCUUUAGGGUUGCCAACCGUCCCUUGAAACAUGGAGUCGUCCUGUGUUUCGAAAUUAAAGUACGUAUUCCGUAUAUGGAGCUGACAGGGGACACACUUUGUCCCGUAUUACCGUGGGGAUCAAAACUUAGUCUGUAAAAUGUCAAUCGCGUCCGUUGACGGGAUGCCCUGACUAUGUUCGAAAGCCCCCAAUUAUGCGCAUCUACUGUAAGCCAAUUUAUGCUUUCACGAAUAAUGUGUGUUCUUCGGGCGUUGCGACCACUUUGUUCGGCGGCCCUUGAACACACCAUGUGUGUCACAGAUUGAGACCAAUGUGUUUCUACUCUUCAUUUCACCUCGUCCUUGUUGACAAAUGUUAAUGCUGUGCGUAAAUGCACAGGGGUGAGCUUGAAUAAUGUCAGCUCUGUGCUGCUGUGCAUUUUCGCUUGGUGCAUAAUCUCAUGCUCUAUGUGCUCAUAUGUCCAUUUGGCUCAGUAAUAAGCCUCCUAUUGAAUUCAUUCACAUAGACACAGUUGAAAGCAAUGCACACAUUAAAAAAAAACAAAAAAAACUCAUUGUUGUUGCAGACCAAAGCACAGGAAAAGAGCAUAAAGUUCCCAGAUCCCAGCUCGUCACCACUUCAAGAUUCAAGAUUCUAGAUUCAAGAGUUUUAUUGUCAUGUGCAUAGUAAAACAGGCAGUUCUGCUAUGCAAUGAAAUUCUUAUUCUCUUCAUUCUCCCAAGAAAAGAAAGAAAACACAAGAAUGAAUAAGAACAUAAGAAACAUAAAUACCAAUAAAUUAAGCAACAACAACAAAAAAAAAAAAGUUGUAAAUAUGCCUCACACACUUAUUCAACACUUUUAAAGUAUAAAAUGUAUACAGUAGGUACUCACCACUAGUCAAUGAUUAGAUGAUCCAUGAACAAAUCCAAUCGUUACAGUGGAGCCAGUCGCAGCACACAACUAUGGUGCGUUGAAGGGCCGUCGAACAAAGUGCGAAAUCUCAACGCUUCACAAAAAAAAAAGUUAAGCAUAAACAGUGGACAGUGAACAGUGAAGCAUAAAGACAAACAUGAAGAACUGUGUUAGCGCGUAUUUAUAUAUUAUUGCCGAUUUAAGAUGAUUGAGAUGCUUUUUCUGCGUUAAAAAAAUUACUUCCAGAGAAAAUCCACUGUAAUCCAUUACUGUCAUUGUGCACUUGCCAGAAAUGAUGGCUGCAAUAUUUAUCUGCUUCCUCUUCUCUUCUUUUUUUGCAACGACUCAAGUUAUUCUGUCAGUCAAGAUGCCCUCUACAUCACUUUGGCCGUGUUGAGUGCAACAUCCGGGUACUGAUGGCACGCUGCAUUUUGCCGUACUUCUCAGUGUGAACACACUCGUGCACUCAAAAUGUCGCCAUCUUGGCUACGUAGCGGACGGGGAGGGACUAACCUGAAAUAAUGUUGGCUGAGAAGCAACCUGUGGCAGUGGAAAGUAGUGAACAGAAGAAGAAGCAGUGCUAUGCUGCUCUGCCCGCCCCCGCGGCGGGUGGCAAACGAAGGCUACGUGGGAAAUAAUAACUUCUCGCUGGCCGCUAAUGGUCAUUGCUGCAUAGGCUGAGCGCCACAAGGAGGAUGAGAACAUUAAUUCCACGGUGCUGCCGCCUUAAAUAUUAGGCCAAUUUCUCGCAGUAUCUGUUCCCGUCAACGAGCGCACACAGCCAGCACAGAAUGUGGGGAAAGUCACAUUUUGGAGGCUCGUCUGGAGCAAUGCUACAGGCCAUCUGUUGACUAGCACCUCAUGGAUGCUUUCUUCGAGGACCUUCCUCCUCUUAACUCAUAGUCUGAGACGCUACACUGUGCUAAAUGGACUCACUUGUGUAUUUUCUUUCCAUCUGCAGUCUCACAUGAGAAUUUCUACAGUUUCUUAGGCAUUAUUAGCAAAUAUCUAUAUAGAACUAUUGAUUUUGAAUGGCAUAAGUGUGGCCCUUAUUGUGCAUUACAACACAUUUGUGAAAUAACAUGAAUAGCAAGUGAAGCUGGAGUUUCAAACCCCCAAAAAUACUAGAAAAAAAAGAGGACUUAAGCAAUUUUUUGUUAUAAUAAUAACAACAAGGUGGAACAGGACCUGAUUGGUUGGUUGGAUUGUCAACAAAUGUGACUGACUUAAAUGUGUUCCACAGUAUUUGAGGAAAUACGGCAUCCAAACCAGAAUGGUAGAGGAAGCUUGGGUCAAACUCCAAUCCUAAUCCUAACCGUCCUCUUCUCAAUCAAUUUAGAGCAGUGGUUCUUUAUUCUAACAAAGUUAAUAUAACCAUUAAGCGAUGGCUUGUUAAUAAAAGCCUUGUGGGUUGAGCGGGUGUGUCACAUGUUGUUCCUGUACGUCGGCCUUAAUGCUGGUCUGGGAUGAGCCCACAGACCCUCGCUGAUGACGACUAAUUAAUGAUGAAUAAAUAUGACUGCUGUCAAAAAAAAAAAAAAAAAAAAAAAAGCAACAACAACAGAA